This is a messenger RNA of Solenopsis invicta (red fire ant), 1234 nucleotides long. RefSeq lists its product as uncharacterized. The record is from RefSeq and is a predicted model, not a curated record. The transcript has 2 exons. NCBI's taxonomy places the organism in Eukaryota, Metazoa, Arthropoda, Insecta, Hymenoptera, Formicidae. The coding region runs from base 127 to 612 and encodes 161 amino acids.
UAUCGAAUUAGAAGACGGUAUUCGAUCAACGAAUUACCCCUUUGUUAUUUGGUAAACUUUUACUAUAUAAUAACGCGAUCAACUUUUACUUAGAAAUCCAGCAGAAUUAUCUCAGCAGCGUUUAAUAUGGAAAUUCCAUCACAAAUAUCGCAUACACGGAGGACCAAACGUCAUAGGAAACCAAAUAAAAUAAAACGUCUUGUACGACGACAGUUGCAGCAACUGAAGAAGGUUAGCCUUCAACUACAAAUUCCGGAGGAAGAAAUUACCAAGGAAAUUUACAAACAAUCGAGAAGAGUUUUCUCGCAGCCUUCUCCUUCUAAAUCUAGUGCAACAGGAUCGCUCUUGUUAACUAUCACCAUCCCAGAUAAAGUAAAAGAAUUAUUUGAACCUGCUUCUAGUUCUCCCACUCACGGAGAACCUAUAGAGCCUCGCUCUCAAGAUCCGUUAAAUCUUGACGAAUCAGAACGGAAUCCUUCAGUAUCAGAAGAACUUUCGCACAUUAUUUAUAGAAAUCAAGAAACAGGUUACAUUAUAGACAGCGCUCUCCCUUCAGAAGAGCUAUGGUCAGAAACACAGAUCUUUUUGGAUAACCCUCCUUUGACUCCUUAGUAUAAAAACCAAUGGAUGGUUAAUAUGCACUUCAAUUAUUAAUAUAAAUAUUGUAUCACAAUUUUGUACUACCUUUUAUUCAAAUGAAUAAAAAUAAAAUGAUUAUUUGAAUCAAUUACAACGAGAAGAUUUCAAGUCAUUUACCUAGAUUCAAUCUGCGCCUAAUCAUAAAUAUAAUUUAUCUGCAACGGUAAUAUAUGCCUCGAACAAGCUCCAGAAAACAUUUUCCUAGUAAAGGCACUAACAGGAAAAGGAGACCACUCCUUUUGAAAUCAACAAUACGCAAUCUUUUGGAUCAACGGAGAAAUCAUACUAACAGAAUAAAACAGAUUGACGACCAAAUAAUAGAAACUUUAAGGUCUGACUAUACUACCCCUGCUCAUGUUUGGUUAGAAAUAAUCCAGAUAGCUCUCCAUAGAUCUUCAGUCGACUUCGAAACCACGCGACUCGAAUAUUCGAACUCGGGACAAGUUCCCAUUGUGAUUGCGCAAAAGGAUAAAUUAAAUCUAAUAGAGUCACUUACGCAAGUAGACUCUCCUCCUACAAAUCUUGUAACUUCUCAAUCUGUUGUGAGUAUAAUUACGGAUAGUUGCGAUUCUCCACAACUUAUUAACCCUCCCUC